UGGUUUCGCAGUUGCUAGUAAGUGGCGGAAGUUAUCUUCUUAGUUUAGAACAGGUAAGUAUGAGUAAAAACGACGAAAAAGAAUCAGCAAAGCAAAAAGAGACUAAACAAAAAACAGAUAAAAAAAAUCCUACUCAGGAGACUCUUGAGAAAAAGAAGUUAGAAAAUGAAAAUCCAGAAAGGUUAAAAAAACUGGAAGCAGAAAUUACUAACUUAAAAAAUGAUAAAUUACGGCUAGCAGCCGAAAUAGAAAAUGAAAGAAAAAAUUUUCGGCGGCAGAUGGAACAAGUGUAUAAAUAUAUGGAAGAGAUUGAAAAUGAUAAUUUACCAGAAGGAACCAUUACUGAGGUAUCAGAAAAGGGUUAUUUAUUUGCUGACCAG
Paraglomus occultum is the source of this 380-nucleotide messenger RNA. Lineage: Eukaryota; Fungi; Glomeromycota; Glomeromycetes; Paraglomerales; Paraglomeraceae. The record is from the annotation of a GenBank genome assembly.